Molecule: messenger RNA, 4563 nt
Organism: Neocloeon triangulifer
Lineage: Eukaryota; Metazoa; Arthropoda; Insecta; Ephemeroptera; Baetidae
Gene: cv-d
Exons: 22
Coding region: 84-4511 (1475 amino acids)
Biological process (GO): lipid transport
Molecular function (GO): lipid carrier activity
Source: RefSeq, a predicted model, not a curated record
AUUAUUACAGCCGAGAGAUGAAGGGCGCGCGCAUUAUUCAAUCAGAAUUCUAGCGCGGCAUUCGUCGGCAGAUCGGCAGCAAGAUGCGCCGCGUUUCGUCCGCCGCUCUCCUCUUGGUUUCGGCCCUGCUGGCCGUCGGCGCCACUGACCUUCCGGAGAGAGUUUUUCCGGCCGACUCUGAGCUGAUCUACAAUUAUCUGGGCCAUGUGAGCGCCGGCACUGCUCAGCCCCAGGAGUACCUCUCGCACUUUUCCAUUCAGGGCAAGCUCAGGGUGCAAACCGUCGGCGAGAAGGCCAAGUUCAGGUUGGAGGAUGUCUUGCUCAGUUCGUACAAUGGCAAGGGCAAUCGGCACAAAUUGCCAGAGGGCGAGUUUGUCUCCAUCCCGGCGCCGCAAGAUGCUAAAGCCAUCAAUAAACCGUUCGUCGCCGUUUUCAGUAGUGGGAAGGUCGUUUCAUUCGAGUAUGAAAGUUCGGACACGCUGUGGUCACGCAAUCUGAAAAGGUCAAUCGUGGCGCAAUUCCAGGUCGACCUCAAGGAGUUCUCCUUUGAAUUGCCCAGAGUUUUCACUGCCGAUGAGAUGGGAAUUUCGGGCGAGUGCAAAACGGAGAACGUAAUCGUGUACGGCGGGAAGCCGGACAGCUUCGUCCUGAGGAAGUCACAGGACGCCUCUCGCUGCAAAGGCCCCAAGUACUGGUUCGACAACCUGUCGCUCACCUCGUGCUCCACCACCGAGCCCAAGAGCCCUAUUUCAACGUCAACGGAGCGAAACUACGAGCUGCAGCUAGAAAAGUCAAGUGUGAUAAUUAAGAAAAUCAAAUCGAGAAGCGUGACCUCCUUCCAGCCGCUCUGGGUCAAGGGUGAACUGCAGUACAUCUUCAUUAACCAAACUUUUACAAAGGAAAGCAGAGACUCGAUUUCUGUUCCGUUGGUUGUGAGCGAGACGACGCCAUCGACGCUGACCUACGAGUUCCAGGAUUCGGCCUCGGGCUCAGGUCCUGACAUGGUCUUUGAGAGGUACUCUCUCACUACGGACGAACUUGUUGCCCUGACGAGAAAAAGUUUGAUCAAAACUGCGGACAAGCUUAACGAGGAGCUUGGCGAAGACGUAAAUAAACUUUAUGACACCAGCUCGUACCAUCUGAUCGCGUUCAUGCGCCACCUGGACCUCAAGAGUCUCCGCCAGGUAGCCGACUUUGCUAUGCUUGGAACUAGCUACAAGGAUGAAAGCAUCAAGCAGCUGUUUAUUUCGUACCUGCCCAAGGUGGGCACAUACUCGUCGGUGCUGUUGAUGCGCGACCUGAUUGUGCAGCGCGAGUUGGAUGUGAAGCAGUCACUAAAGGUGUUAGUCGACCUGCCGUUCAACCUCAGGUACCCGAACGUGGCUCUACUAAAGGAGUGCAAAGGGUUCCUCAGCCUUGAGGAUCACGAUCCGGCUGUCCGAAAAACCGCCGUGCUAACCUUUGCCUCCAUGGUUGGAAAAAUCUGCCAAACAGGACAGUGCCCACCAGCCAUCCUCGACGAGUAUGUCAAGAUUUUGUUCUCCAGACUCAGAGACGCAAAGGAAUACGACGAGCAGAUGUUAUACAUCAAUGCCAUGGGCAAUGUCAGGAUUGGGCCGGUCACCGGCUACCUUGAGCCGAUCAUCAGCGGAAAGCUCACCUACCCACGUCAGCUUCGGUUCUUAGCCGUUUGGGCCGUCGCCGAUGAAAUCGUUACGAACCCGGCAAAGGUGCAUGAGAUUUUCUGGCCGAUUCUAGCAGACCGUCGAAACGACCUGGAGAUACGGGUUGCUGCUUUGACUUUGUUGCUCAAGUCGCAGCCAACAACCGACCGCUUCAUGAACCUGCUCUGGUACAUGGUGUCUGACCCCAACUACCAGCUCUAUCAAUACUUCUACACGACCAUCCGCUCGCUCACAAACACCAAGUUCCCCUGCUACUCGAAAUUGGCAACUGCCGCUCAGCAAAUUGUUAAAAUGCUGCCUAAAUUGCCAAACAAGAAGGCCAUGCUAACUACCAGCAACGAAAUUCUUGAUUUCAUUGACCCCGACGUUGAGGCAGGUUCCAUGUACCAGGUCAUCGCGAUCGGAAGUGAACGCAGUGCCGUCAGCGACCUCAUAUACUUCCACGCAAUCACACACAAGCAAGGCCAAGUGUUCAACCCCUAUUCGAUUUUCCUCCGAACUGAAGGAUUUGACGAGUUCAGGGCAGAUUCUGCUUUGAAAGUCAGUGCAGAGGAUCCAGCGGGAGCUGAGAAUGAUUUGCAAACGCUUUUUGACAAACUGAAAGUUCAAAGGCGACAGUCGGACAAAAUUCAUGUAGAGCUUGUCUUAAAGGUGCAAGGACGCGCUGUCAUCAGCGAGUACUUUAACGAAACUGGAAUUAAUAAAAUGGUGACCGUUCUGUCGCACAUCCAGCGCUCAUCUUUGUCACACCACCUGAACUACCAGACCCUGGAGCAGGCCGCGUUUUUCGAGUCCAUUUUCCCAUCAGAUCUCGGCUCUGCCAUUAUCAUCGAGUCAAGCACCCUGCCUCAGAUGGACAUCAGAGGAAAUUUCACCUACAACGUCAAGGCACCGACCAUGGCCUUCAACGUCUCCCUAGCCUCCAAGUUCGAGGUGCGUCGCGGGUAUGGUCUGCGCAUUUUCAACCCAGUGUCGGCGCUGUGGCACGGCGCGCACAGACCCAGCGUUCAGGUUAUCAGUUUCCCGAUCGACUUUGGCCUGUCGUUCGACAUGCAACAAAAGACCUUUAAAACACGGCUCGGCUGGAACAAAGAUGUGCCCCUCUUCAACUCGUUGAGCCACGGCCGCAGCAAGGUUUAUGUCACGGGCUCCUCUGCCCCGCAAAAGGCAUUGCUCACGCAGACGUGUCCUCAGUGCAAGGCGUUCACCGAGGUGAGGGCCAGCGAUACCACCUCGGACAGAGAAAUCUUUAAGUUCAACCCAUGGGACUCGGGCGUCGAGUUUCGUCUCGCCACCUUCGACUGCGAUGGAAAACUCGAUAUUGCCACACCCUUCCUGAAGCCGCUGUUCCUCAAAAGGUUCUCCAAUUACGGGUAUGAAGACUUUGAUCUGGAGAGUUUUCUGAGCGUCUUGGCGAUUCAGACAGACAUGCUUCUGGCAAUUGACCCUUUGCUGAACAGCUGCGGGCGUCACUUCAGCGUGACCCCCGUGGGUGACACGUCUGGGGUCGAGACGGUUUUCAAAAUGGAGAACGGCAAGGAAAACGCUGAAAAGCGACUCUACCGCUUCCUGACAAACGUGUUCGGCACCGACGGCCACGUGACUAAGACCUGGGACACCAACAUCAUCUCCGACGGCACUGAAAACGAGACAAAGUUAAACUUGAAGGUUAAAAUUGCCUUCAAGAGAGAAAGCGGACCAAACUAUGUGACAUGUCUGAAGGUGGACAACACGUACCCUGAGCGCGGCCCCGAGACCUACUGGGAUCAGCUAGGCCAGCCGUACGAGUCUCGCAAGACCCAGCACCACUUGGCCUUGGAGUUCGGAGUGAGCGAGGAGGCCAAGUGUCCCGUGGGCAAGGGGGCUCGCAUCGAGUUGGUGGCCUCGACCGACCACCAGGGCCUGGAUGAGAACGUGUGGCCUUUCUCAACUUGUCUCGACCAACGCAAGAGGCAGAACUUCCUCGACUCGAAGGGCAACCUGCUCUUCCCCGCCACGUUUGCCUGCGCCAUGAGCUCGUGGGGCCCCAGACCCAGAAACAUCUCGAUGACCCUCUCAGUCAGCAACAUUCCUGGGAUUGACACGGUGGCCAACAAUCAGAUCGGCGCAAGCAUGAUCAAAAGGGAAGGCAAAAGUUACUCCAUGAACGUGGAGACCGCACACGCACUCAAGGGUGACUCGCUGCUGGUAAGGAUGAAGUCGGACGGCGGCACCGACAAGGAGUUCAAACUCCCUCUGCCCUUCAGUUCGGCGCCCUACAUCGUUUCCGAGACGCUCGCUCACUACCCCUCAGUGCAGAAUCUUGAAAUGGCUCUCGAUAUGAUUCACCCUUGCUUGCUGGCGGGAGGAAAAGUCAUGACCUUUGACAACGCGAGUCUGCCCUUUGAGGCGCAAGACCAGUUCACCUUGAUUUCGGCGGUUUGCACGGAAAACUCGCCAUUUGCUGUUUUCGCACGCAAAACCGACGGUGCAGAUGCUUUGACGGUUAAAGUUUUCCUUGAUGGCCACGAGAUCAACAUCGAGCCAAGCAACGGCCACAAGUCAAAGGUCACCAUCGCUGGUGGCGAGCAGGUCAAGGAUCUCAAGACGCAGGGAAUCACGAUUACGCAGCGGGAGAAGGGGAAGGUGGACAUAAAGCAGGGGAACUUUUAUGUGCGCAACACUGACGUGAACCUGGCCGUGCUGGUGCCGUCAACCUACGACCGAUACUACUGCGGCGUGUGCGGCGACGCCAACAAGGUGCCCGAAUACCAGGAAACCCUGGGACCGGAGGGAAAUAAAAUUUCCACCAGCGAUUUGCUCCAAGCUUACACAUUGCAAAACUAGAUUUACGUGAAUAAAAGCUAGAAAUAAAAUUUUUGUCCUUUUCAUCCUUCAA